Ziziphus jujuba (common jujube) is the source of this 2038-nucleotide messenger RNA. RefSeq names its product cyclin-A1-4. The transcript is spliced from 11 exons. The record is from RefSeq and is a predicted model, not a curated record. Bases 234 to 1793 code for a protein of 519 amino acids. Gene Ontology annotation, molecular function: cyclin-dependent protein serine/threonine kinase regulator activity. Lineage: Eukaryota; Viridiplantae; Streptophyta; Magnoliopsida; Rosales; Rhamnaceae. Gene Ontology annotation, biological process: mitotic cell cycle phase transition; regulation of cyclin-dependent protein serine/threonine kinase activity. Gene Ontology annotation, cellular component: cytoplasm; nucleus; cyclin-dependent protein kinase holoenzyme complex.
GCCUUUUCAAAACCACAAGUUUUCGCGCUUUAAAACUUUUCUCGAACAAUAAUGGAUAAUACUCUCUCUCUCUUUACCUACGAAAACCCUCUCCAAAACCCUAAUAUCCCAAGAAUUCAAUUCCAAUACUCAGCGUCCGAAUCGCUUCCCAUGAGCAUCAAACCUAUUUCUUGUUUUGGAAAUUAAACUCAUUUUCUCCGAAGGAAAUUUGGGUUAGGUUUUUGGGCUAAAAAAUGUCGACCUGCAGUCACAAUCAACCACCAUCUUCAUCGUCUUCCUCUUCUUCAUCGGCCAAGAUGCACUUGAAUUCGCAUAAUCCGAGCAAAAGGGUUACGGCGACGUCGAAGAACCAUUUGGCAAAGAAGCGCCAGGCUCUUGCCGAUGUUACCAACCAAAAGAAUGGUUCUCAGAGGGGUUCACGAACCUCUGUUUCUUCGUCGGAGCCUAGGGUGGCAUGUGUGGCUAAAAUUGCCAAAAUAAAGAAGGAAUUUUCGACCUGCUCUCGAAAUGCGGGUCUCUCAGAAUGCACAUUGUCUGCAUCCAUGAGUUCAAAAUCAACUGUUUUGGUUCCUAUCAGCAAUGCAUCUUCCCCUGGAACUCUUCAACCUAUUGCAGAAGCUGCAGCCUCUCCUUGUCCAAGGAGAAAGGAUACUGUUCUGACUACUCAAAGCAAUAUAGUUGAUGAACCCAGAUGCGUGGAUGCUUCUCCUUGUAGAUCAGUUAGUGGUUCAAUUUCUUUGGACCAGAGCAUCUCCACUUGCGAUUCUUUGAGGAGCCCAGAAUUUGAAUAUAUUGACAAUAUGGAAGCUUCAGGAAUUAAGUCUAUUGAGAGGAAGACAAGUAACAGUCUCUACAUUUCAGAUGAUUUGGAAGUAGCCGGAAGUAGAUACUACAAAGAUAUAUUUGCAAAGCUGGAAAGAAUUGAAAAAGUUGUUGAUAUUGAUAAGAAUUUCACGGACCCACAAUUUUGUGCAUCUAUUGCUUCUGACAUAUUCAAAAACUUGCAUGCAGCUGAGGCUACUAAAAGACCUUCUGUGAACUUUAUGGGAAGGAUCCAGAAAGAUAUUAAUGCCAACAUGCGUGCGAUAUUGGUUGAUUGGCUUGUGGAGGUUGCUGAAGAGUACAUGCUUGUACCCGAUACACUAUUUUUGACUAUUAACUACAUAGAUCGCUAUCUUUCUGGCAACGUGAUGAAUAGGAAACAUUUGCAAUUGCUUGGUGUUGCAUGCAUGAUGAUUGCAGCUAAAUAUGAGGAGAUUUCACCACCCAGUGUGGAAGAGUUCUGUUAUGUAACUGACAAUACAUUUUCUAAGGAGGAGCUGCAGGUUUUGAAAAUGGAAACCUCUGUGUUGAACUACUUGAAGUUUGAAAUGACAGCUCCAACAGCUAUAGGUUUCUCGAGGCGAUUUGUUUCUGUGGCUCAAGUGACCAGUGAGGCUCCGCCAGUACAGAUGGAGUGCUUGGCCAGUUAUAUCAUAGAGUUGUCUCUAGUUGAGUACAGUAUGCUUUGCUAUGCCCCAUCUCUAAUUGCUGCAUCUGCUACUUUCUUGGCCAAAUAUAUACUUUCUCCUACAAAGAAACCUUGGAAUUCUACAUUGAGGUAUUACACAUUUUACAAAGCUUCUGAUUUGUCUGACUGUGUAAAGGCAUUGCAUCACCUGUACCGUAAUGGCAUCAGUUCUAAUCUACCUGCAGUAAGAGAGAAGUACAGUCAACAUAAGUACAAGUUUGUGGCAAAGAAGUACUGCCCUAUGUCAAUACCUCCAGAGUUCUUCGAAGAUUUGAACGACUAGAUGUGUGCACAACCUUGUUCCUUUCUAUGUCAUAUGAAAAUUUGAUUUCAUAAAAUCUUUUCAAACAACUGUUGGAUAUUCAGGGAUUCAUGUUGUAAUAUAUGUUUUUGUAAUCAUGAACUUCAAUGAAGUUAUAAUCUUGUGAAAAAAUAGAUGUCAUUGCAUAUAUUAGAUUAGAAUCAGAUGCAAAUAGUUGUAAUCAUUACAAUUUCUCUUGUUACCAACUUUGCUUUCGUUUGAUCAUA